AUGGGCAACCUCUGCAGCAAGUCCGACGGCGACAACUUCUCCCAGCCGGGGAGAGCCCUCGGCACCGCGCCCGAGCAGCCCGCCCGCGCCGCCGUCCCGCCCUCGGCCGUAGCAGCCAGGAAAGUCGGCGGCCCGCCCCGGACUCUGGGCGGCGCGGCCCCUGCUGCGGACGGUCCUGACGAUGCGCGCAGGAGAGCCGCCGAGGCAGCAGAGGCCCGCGCAAACGCGGCGAACAGCAAGAACACGGGGAAACUCGCCACCCAGCUCGCCGCGCAGAAGAAGCAGUCGCGCAACGAGACCCUUCAGGAGAUUAGCAACAGCAACGUGAGGCAGCGGGACGCCGACGAGGCCGCCGAGGCGAGGACACAUAACUAA
Molecule: messenger RNA, 375 nt
Organism: Microdochium trichocladiopsis
Lineage: Eukaryota; Fungi; Ascomycota; Sordariomycetes; Xylariales; Microdochiaceae
Exons: 2
Coding region: 1-375 (124 amino acids)
Source: RefSeq, a predicted model, not a curated record